AGAGAUAAUAAGAGUAAGAAAGAGUGGAAAUAGAGAGGAGAAGAGAAGCUGCCUUUCCUGUAUUUUACUAUCGUCGUGGAUCGUCUGAGUCUGAGUAACUCGAACGAAGACCAACCAACCAUGUCUGGCCCAGUAGUAGUCGUCGGUGUUACCUCAUGGGCCAGCGCCCUUGCCAGGAUCUCUCCCUACACUUACUCCGCCCUAGGAAUCGCCAUCGCUAUCGGUGUAUCAGUCCUUGGGGCUGCUUGGGGAAUUUAUAUUACCGGAAGUAGUUUGAUCGGUGCUGCAAUUAAAGCUCCUCGAAUCACCUCCAAAAACCUCAUUAGUGUUAUUUUCUGCGAAGCUGUUGCGAUUUAUGGUGUUAUUGUUGCAAUUAUUCUACAAACUAAAUUGGAGAGUGUUCCAGCUUCACAAUUGUAUGAACCUGAAUCACUUAGAGCAGGAUAUGCAAUCUUUGCCUCUGGAAUUAUUGUUGGUUUUGCAAAUCUUGUUUGCGGAUUGUGCGUAGGAAUAAUUGGAAGCAGUUGUGCUUUAUCUGAUGCCCAAAACUCCUCGCUUUUUGUUAAGAUUCUUGUGAUUGAGAUUUUCGGAAGUGCACUUGGGCUGUUUGGAGUGAUUGUGGGAAUAAUCAUGUCAGCUCAAGCAACAUGGCCUGCAAAGGCUUAAAUCACCAUUUUCAGUAUGUGUCUGGAUUCUUAGAUCUGCUGUAAAUGGGGUUUGUCUUGGUAUCAUUUUGCUGAUCUGGGUUUGUAAUUUGAGAUUCGGUUUUGAACGAAUGAGAUGUGGAAAUGAAUAAAAUGAUUUGUAAGGAAAUAUGUAUUGAGAAAGAAAUCAAACAUGUGAAGUAUUAUAUUCUUUUAAAUAUUUAUUUUAGAUGAACAGAUCUAUUGUAACUGAUUGUUCUAUGAUCUAUAGUGAAUUCCUUAAGAGAAAA
Molecule: messenger RNA, 934 nt
Organism: Cannabis sativa
Lineage: Eukaryota; Viridiplantae; Streptophyta; Magnoliopsida; Rosales; Cannabaceae
Product: V-type proton ATPase subunit c''2
Exons: 4
Coding region: 121-666 (181 amino acids)
Biological process (GO): proton transmembrane transport
Cellular component (GO): proton-transporting V-type ATPase, V0 domain
Molecular function (GO): proton-transporting ATPase activity, rotational mechanism
Source: RefSeq, a predicted model, not a curated record